UGAUAUUUCGAAAAAAAGCAUAGUAUUAGUAGUUACCUAUGUUAAAAAACACAAGAGAGAGAAAUGUUACGUGCAUUGUGGUGUUGAAAGCACAAACCCCAAUCAAACUUUUGACAUCACGUUUCUGGAAUUGUGUGUCACUUCCAAAUCAUCCUCAAUCCUCCGCCUAUCGAUCUCACCGCCCGCCGCCGGAUCUUCUUAAACCUCUCAAAUCCCCUCUCUGCCUAAUUGCCCAUCACACUUCCCAAUUGAUUCCAUAACCAGUCGCUCGCUUACUGGCAGAUCGAUCUAAUUCUUCAGUAUUGCGAAACCGAUUUGAGUAAUGGCUGGGCAGAACCAAACAGCGAAUAUGGAUCAAUUCGAGGCUUAUUUUCGUAGAGCAGAUGUGGAUCAGGAUGGUCGGAUCAGUGGUGCUGAGGCUGUUGCCUUUUUUCAAGGCUCCAAUUUGCCUAAACCUGUCCUUGCUCAGAUAUGGACAUAUGUUGAUCAAAGUCGUACCGGUUUCCUUAGCCGCCAGGAAUUUUUCAACUAUCUUAAGCUUGUUACAGUUGCACAGAAACGAGAGUUGACCCCAGAAAUAGUAAAAGCCGCACUAUUUACACCAGCUUCAGCUAAAAUUCCUGCUCCCCAGAUAAAUCUUGCAGCAGUAUCAGGUCCUCGCCCUGCGAAUAAACUUGGUUCUGCAGCUCCUCCAGUUACUGGUGCUGCAGUGCCUCCAGUUAGUCGUGCUGCUCCAACAGCAGCACCAAGUUUUGGCAUUGGGGGUCAACAGGGGUUACCAGUUCAGCAAAGCCAGUAUGUGCGGCCUCCUCGACCACCCAUUCCGAGCACCAGUUUCCCGUCUCAACCAGGUGUUUCUGGUCAAGGGAUGCCAGGUGGUACAAUGGCAGCUUUUAGUCCUGCUAAUUCCUCUGGUGGGCUUGCUGGUAAUGGUGGCUCCCAAGCAGCUGUUACUUCCCAAGCUCCUAAUAUCGGUAUCAGUUCUAGAAGUCAGGAUGGAUUUGAUCAGGUUUCUCCACAGCAGAACCAACAAAAGACCACUUAUUCAGCACCACCAGGUUCAUCUAAUUUAAAUGAUGCAACUUUGCAUGGUAACCAGACAGAUGCUAAGGAUCCUAAAGCCGCUCCAAUCUCAGGAAAUGGUUUUCCAUCUGACUCGCUUUUUGGAGAUGCUUUUUCAGUUGCAUCAGUUCAACCCAAACAAACCUCUGCACCUAGUAUAUCUUCUGCCGGCAGCUUACCAGUCUCACCAGCCACGGUCCCUGCAUCUGCAGGGCUCCAACAUCCAGUAAGGGCCAGCUCAGUUGAUUUACAAGUUGCACCUCCACAGCAACGAGUAAACCAGCAUCAGCAAGCUCAGUUGACCGGGAGAACAAACCAACCGGUCUUAGUGCCAGGUGCUGCUGCAAAUCCUAAUGCAGCUGGAAAUUCUCGUUCUAGUCAGUCUCAGCUUCCUUGGCGAAGAAUGAGUCGGUCUGAUUAUCAGAAGUACAGCAAAGUAUUCAUGGCUGUGGACACAGACAGGGAUGGAAAAAUUACUGGCCAGGAGGCAAGGAACCUGUUUCUAAGUUGGAAGCUGCCUCGAGAGGUGCUGAAACAGGUAUGGGAUUUAUCUGAUCAAGACAAUGACAGCAUGCUGUCUUUAAGGGAAUUCUGCAUUGCUCUCUACCUGAUGGAGCGGCACAGGGAAGGUCACCCGCUUCCUUCAGUCCUUCCGACCAAUCUUAUUUUUGACGAGUCAUUAUUGCCUGCUUCUGGUCAGCCUAUCCCAUCACAAGGUGCUGUUGCUUGGAGACACACCCCAGCCUCCCAGCAAACACAGGUGCCAAGGGGUCCAGGACAAAUGGCUCCUGGUGCUCCGGGGAAGCCUCCACGUCCAGUUCCCAUGCCCCAGCCCAAUGAAGCUGUGCAGCCUGGUCAACAGAAGCCUAAAGUUCCUGCACUGGAAAAGCAUCUUGUUGACCAACUUAGUCAAGAGGAACAGGAUGCAUUGAAUUCAAAGUUCCAGGAAGCAACUGAUGCAGAAAAGAAGGUCAUGGAAUUGGAGAAGGAAAUUUUGGAAGCAAAAGAAAAAAUUCAGUUCUACCAUGCAAAGAUGCAAGAAAUAAUUUUAUACAAAAGCCGUUGUGACAAUAGACUAAAUGAGAUCACUCAAAGAACUUCUGCUGACAAAAGAGAGGUUGAGAUAUUGGCUAAAAAAUAUGAAGAGAAGUACAAGCAGACAGGAGAUGUUGCUUCUAAAUUGACAAUUGAGGAGGCCACUUUUCGGGAUAUUCAGGAGAAAAAAAUGGAGCUAUACAAGGAAAUUGUUAAAAUGGAUCAAGAUGGCAAGACUGAUGGUAUCCAGGACCGUGCUAGUCACAUUCAGGUGAACCUUGAGGAGCUAGUAAAAUCACUGAAUGAACGGUGCAAAACUUAUGGGUUACGAGCUAAACCAACUACACUGCUUGAGCUUCCAUUUGGUUGGCAACCAGGCAUCCAAGAGGUUGCAGCAGACUGGGAUGAAGAGUGGGAUAAGUUUGAAGAUGAAGGAUUCACUUUUGUGAAAGAGCUCACACUUGAUGUAAAAAACGUCAUUGCCCCACCUAAACCAAAGUUUUCAUUGGUUCGCGAGAAAGCAUCUUCUUUAGCUGAACAUGAUUCUGGAAAAUCAUCUGCUGAUGCUGACACUGAUGCAAAGAUAGAUAAGCUGCCCAAACAUGUACAAGCUAGAGGUGUUAGUGACGUGGAAUCUGCACAUGGACGUGAGCAAACAGCAAGAAGUCCAACUGAUAGUCCAUCAAGGAGUAAUGCAGUUGAAAGCCCGACAAAAGAAUCGCAAGAGUCUAUGUAUGGGAAGGAUGUCAACUUUGAUGGUUCACCUCAUGGUGCCCAAAGGAAGAACACUAGUUUUGAUGGUUCACCUCAUGCUGCCCAAAGUGAACACUGGGGUACUGAAUCUGUGUUCUCGAGGGACAAAGGUUUUGGUGAAUCCGGCUGGGGUACAUUUGAUACCAACUUCGACUCUGAUGCCGCAUGGGAUGUCAAUUCUGUUGCAAAGGAUUCAGAUCAUGACAAUCUCAAGGAAUCUUCUCUUUUUGAAGCUGAUGAUUGGGGAUUAACUCCUAUUAAGACGGGGUCCAAACAGUCCAUCAACACUCUACCGAAGCAAAUGCCAUCUUUUGAUUCUGUUCCUAGCACCCCAAGUUACAAUGCAGGGUUAGACAGCACGUUCCCAAAGCAAAGCCCUUUCUUUGAUUCUGUUCCUAGUACCCCAAGUUACAAUGCUGGGUUAGACAACACGCUCCCAAAGCAAAGCCCUUUCUUUGAUUCUGUUCCUAGCACCCCAAGUUACAAUACUGGAUUCAGUUAUUCAGACAAUACCUUACCCAAGCAAAGCCCUUUCUUUGAUUCUGUUCCAAGCACCCCAAGUUACAACGCUGGAUUCACUCAGACUGAUACCUUGUUCUCGAGGCAAAGUCCCUUCUUUGAUUCUGUGCCUAGCACACCAGCUCAUAAUUCAGGAGGUUCCCCAAAUGCAGAUAAUAUGUUCCAGAAUAAGAGUCCAUUUGCCUUCGGGGACUCAGUUCCAAGCACACCUAUGUACAGUUCAACAAACUCGCCUCGAAGACUUAGUGAAGGGUUUGCAGAAAACUCGAACAGCUUCUCCAGAUUUGAUUCCUUUAACACGAAUGAUAGUGGCCCCUUUGGAUCUCGUGACUCUUUUUCAAGAUUUGAUUCCUUUAACAUGAAUGAUAGUGGCCCCUUUGGCACUCGUGACUCUCUUUCAAGAUUUGAUUCCAUGCGCAGCACUAGAGACUCUGACUAUGAUCAUGCUUCAUUCCAGCAGCGGGACUCAUUUGCUAGGUUCGAUUCAUUUCGCAGCACUGCAGACUCCGACUAUAAUUUUGGGCUCUUUCCUCCUCGUGAAUCUCUAAGUAGGUUUGAUUCCAUGCGUAGCACCAGGGACACAGAUCAAGGUCAUGGUUUCACAUCUUUUGAUGAUGCAGAUCCAUUUGGGUCAAGUGGGCCAUUUAAGACGUCAGCAGAGAGUCAGACACCAAGGAGAGAUUCUGAUAGUUGGAAAGCGUUUUGAUGGGAUGAUGGAGUAUUAGUACGAAGUCCUUUUUUAAUUCUAUUUCAUUUUUAUCGUUUGGCCAGUUUGUUGUUUGUAGGUAUGUAAUGCUGUGACUAGUUAAAGAUGUGUGCGGCAUGCUUUAGCGUCACGAUAAGCUGUGUUGCAUUAUUUUAUUAGCUUGAUUUUUUAUUUUUUUUCUUGUGAAUUUUGACCUCAACUACCACAUUAUUUUUUCGGACUUCAAAGUGGACAGAACUUUUGCUGGUUCACCAAUAUUGAAUGUAUAAAGUGUAUCAUGAGCAUUUUUUAUCAGUUAAUAUUUGAGAGAUUUUGGUUUA
Messenger RNA from Capsicum annuum, 4395 nucleotides. RefSeq names its product epidermal growth factor receptor substrate 15-like 1. The record is from RefSeq and is a predicted model, not a curated record. Bases 323 to 4075 code for a protein of 1250 amino acids. The transcript has 14 exons. Gene Ontology annotation, molecular function: protein binding; calcium ion binding. NCBI's taxonomy places the organism in Eukaryota, Viridiplantae, Streptophyta, Magnoliopsida, Solanales, Solanaceae. Gene Ontology annotation, biological process: endocytosis; endosomal transport. Gene Ontology annotation, cellular component: cytoplasm; plasma membrane; nucleus.